AUGGAUCCAAACAAACCGCAGUACUUCAUUCAUCCAUAUGAUGCUUCGAAUCUUUCUGGUACAAAGCUGCAAGUCAUUUCCGGUUCACCGCUAGCGGUUGUAGCUGCAGUACAAAAAGCACAGCAGCAACAUGUGGCCGCAACACUUACAAAUGCUGGUGCACCGGUUGCAGUGAAUAUCGAUAUACAAGCACUAACUGACAUGGCACAUCGCGAAUAUCAAUCCGGUGAUUAUGCAAAUGCUGAGCAGCAUUGCGUGACAAUUUGGCGCGCCGAUCCAAAUAACGUCAGUGUUCUGCUUCUCCUCUCUUCGAUACACUUCCAACUAAAGGAUCUUGAUAAGUCGAUGCAAUUUUCAACAAUGGCAAUUAAAGCGAAUCCGAAAUGUGCUGAAGCAUACAGUAAUUUGGGCAAUGUAUACAAGGAACGCAAUCAAUUAGCAGAAGCGCUAGAAAAUUAUAAAAUAGCGGUAUCGCUAAAACCAGACUUUAUUGAUGGAUAUAUCAAUCUAGCAGCUGCAUUGGUCGCGACCGGUGAUUUGGAUCAAGCUGUAAAUGCAUAUGUUUCAGCCCUUCAAUAUAAUCCCGAUCUGUACUGCGUACGAAGUGAUCUAGGGAAUUUGCUGAAAGCGAUGGGCCGUCUCGAAGAUGCUAAGGGUUGUUACCUGAAAGCAAUCGAAACACAACCACAAUUCGCGGUUGCUUGGUCUAAUUUGGGUUGCGUUUUUAAUGCUCAGGGGGAAAUUUGGCUUGCAAUACAUCAUUUUGAAAAAGCUGUUCAACUAGACCCAAAUUUUCUGGAUGCAUACAUAAAUUUGGGCAAUGUACUGAAAGAAGCACGUAUUUUUGAUAGAGCAGUUGCUGCCUAUUUACGUGCAUUAAAUUUGGCUGGAAAUCAUGCUGUUGUUCAUGGAAAUCUGGCAUGUGUUUAUUAUGAGCAAGGACUUAUCGAUUUAGCUAUUGAUAUGUAUCGAAAAGCCAUCGAUUUGCAACCGAAUUUUCCUGAUGCAUAUUGUAAUUUGGCCAAUGCUUUAAAGGAAAAAGGUUUGGUAUCGGAAGCAGAAGCUGCAUAUAAUAAAGCAUUACAGCUUUGCCCAACGCACGCUGAUUCACAGAAUAAUUUGGCAAAUAUCAAAAGAGAACAAGGAAAGAUUGAGGAUGCUACAAGACUUUAUUUAAAAGCGUUGGAGAUUUAUCCUGAAUUUGCUGCUGCACACAGCAAUCUUGCAUCAAUACUGCAGCAACAAGGCAAACUUCAAGAUGCAAUAAAUCAUUACAAAGAAGCAAUUCGUAUAGCACCCACAUUUGCUGAUGCAUAUUCAAAUAUGGGAAAUACAUUGAAAGAAAUGGGUGAUGUAGGCGGAGCGUUACAGUGUUAUACUCGUGCCAUUCAGAUCAAUCCUGGAUUCGCCGAUGCACACAGCAAUUUGGCUAGCAUACACAAGGAUUCUGGGAAUAUUCCUGAAGCAAUUCAAAGCUAUUCGACAGCACUUAAGCUAAAGCCUGACUUUCCUGAUGCAUUCUGUAACUUAGCUCAUUGUUUGCAGAUUAUUUGCGAUUGGACAGAUUAUGACAAUCGCAUGAAGAAACUCAUAGCAAUUGUUGACGAUCAACUGCAGAAAAAACGUCUGCCAUCAGUACAUCCGCACCACUCAAUGCUCUACCCGUUAACACAUGCUGUUCGAAUGGCUAUUGCAGCAAAACAUGCACAGUUAUGCAUUGAAAAAGUCCAGAUAUGUCACAAAGCAUCAUAUAUAUAUCCAGAUCGAAACAGCGUUCGCAAAGGACAGCGUUUACGAAUCGGUUAUGUAUCCUCCGAUUUUGGCAAUCAUCCUACCAGUCACUUGAUGCAGUCAAUCCCGGGAAUGCAUAAUCGUGAGAACGUUGAGGUGUUUUGCUAUGCACUUUCUCCAAAUGAUGGUACCAAUUUCCGACAGAAACUGAUGAACGAAUCAGAACAUUUCGUUGAUCUAUCGCAAAUUACAUGCAAUGGAAAAGCGGCUGAUCGUAUACAUGAUGAUGGAAUCCAUAUUUUGAUAAAUAUGAAUGGUUAUACGAAAGGUGCACGCAAUGAAAUAUUUGCAUUGCGUCCAGCACCCAUCCAAGUGAUGUGGCUUGGUUAUCCAAGUACUUCAGGUGCCCCAUUCAUGGAUUACAUAAUCACUGAUUCGGUAACAUCCCCUUUGGAACUUGCUCAUGCCUAUAGUGAAAAAUUGGCAUACAUGCCUCAUACAUUUUUUAUUGGCGACCAUGCUCAAAUGCUGAAGCAUCUUACUGAACGAGUGAUUGUUAAAGAGAAAAAUGAUCCGACUCCAAUUGACAAGGAGACCGUCACAGUUGUGAAUUCAGUCAAUUUGGAACCGCUGUUGUCGAAAGCAGAAGUCAAGCCAUUCGUUCGAGAGACUGAAGUGGCACAUGGUCCGGAACGUGAUAUGAUAAAGACCGAAGUAGUGCUUCCAGUAAUUGAAGUUCCAACAACUGAACCACUUAAGCAAAUGAUUGGAUCCGGUAUGAUUGCUGGCAACGUCGAGGGUGUACCUGUGCAGAAUGGUCUUACUACACUGAAUCAAACGCAUGUGAAAGCAGCAACGGGUGAAGAAGUGCCACAUACUAUCCUCGUUACUUCACGGCAACAAUAUGGUCUACCUGAUGAUGCUAUUGUUUUCUGCAAUUUCAAUCAGCUGUACAAAAUCGAUCCUCCAACUUUAUCGAUGUGGUGUGAUAUUUUGAAAUUGGUACCAAAUAGUAUUCUGUGGUUGCUUCGAUUCCCUUACCACGGAGAACCAAAUGUAAUGCGCUUUUGUGUGGAACGUAAUAUUGAUACACGCCGGAUUGUAUUUUCCAAUGUUGCUGCAAAAGAAGAACACGUGCGACGUGGGCAACUUGCGGACGUUUGCUUAGACACCCCACUUUGUAAUGGACAUACGACUGGAAUGGAUAUCUUAUGGACAGGAACACCAAUGAUUACCAUGCCAUUGGAAACACUAGCAUCACGUGUUGCUUCAAGUCAACUGUAUGCUCUUGGCGUACCUGAAUUGGUAGCAAAAGAUCGCGAAGAUUAUAUCAAGAUCGCGAAAAGAUUGGGCACUGAUCGAGAAUAUCUUAGUCAAAUUCGUGCAAAAGUCUGGAAAGCUCGAACAACAUCGACGCUGUUUAAUGUCCGGCAGUAUUGUUCCGAUAUGGAACGUUUGUUACAUAAGAUGUGGAAACGUUAUGCAGAUGGUUUACCGCCGGAUCAUAUAUUGUCCGAUCGUGAGGGAAGAGAUCUAGGUGAUAGGACCAAUUAA
Molecule: messenger RNA, 3285 nt
Organism: Cercopithifilaria johnstoni
Lineage: Eukaryota; Metazoa; Nematoda; Chromadorea; Rhabditida; Onchocercidae
Source: the annotation of a GenBank genome assembly